Messenger RNA from Hyla sarda, 1515 nucleotides. RefSeq names its product zinc finger CCCH-type containing 15 (gene ZC3H15). The transcript has 10 exons. Gene Ontology annotation, molecular function: mRNA binding; metal ion binding. Gene Ontology annotation, cellular component: cytosol. Bases 238 to 1515 code for a protein of 425 amino acids. NCBI's taxonomy places the organism in Eukaryota, Metazoa, Chordata, Amphibia, Anura, Hylidae. Gene Ontology annotation, biological process: cytoplasmic translation. The record is from RefSeq and is a predicted model, not a curated record.
CCGUUCUCAAUACAGCCAGGAAACAUAAAUGAUGGAGCACGUCACAUGGACACCCGCAGGACUACAUAUUCCAUGAGGCUUGAAAACCGAACAGCACCAUGGGAGAUCGAGACAGUGCGCAUAGCAGUUCCUGUCUGCCCGGCGAGUCUGUGAGUGAUGACGUCACUGCCGAACUUCCAGCCGUAAAGUGAGGCCUUCUGUAAAGCAGAGUAUACCGCUAGGACUGCGUGCACCGCAAUGCCGCCGAAGAAACCUGCGGCCCCUCAAGCCGCGAAGAAGACCGAGCAGAAGAAGAAGGAGAAGGUCAUAGAGGACAAGACAUUUGGCCUUAAGAACAAGAAGGGUGCCAAGCAGCAAAAAUUUAUCAAAAAUGUCACACACCAGGUUAAAUUCGGACAGCAGAACCCUCGAGUGGUGGCACAGGCUGAAGGAGAGAAGAAAACUAAAAAGGACGACAAAAAGAAAGAGCUACAAGAGUUAAAUGACCUUUUUAAACCGGUAGUAGCUGCGCAAAAGGUCAGCAAAGGUGUUGAUCCCAAAUCUGUAGUAUGUGCUUUCUACAAGCAAGGACAGUGCACUAAGGGCGACAAGUGCAAAUUUUCCCACGACUUGUCUUUAGAACGAAAGUGUGAGAAGAGAAGUCUUUAUUUUGAUGGAAGAGACGAUGAACUUGAAAAAGAUACAAUGGAGACUUGGGAUGAGAAAAAACUGGAGGAGGUGGUUAACAAGAAGCACGGAGAAGCAGAAAAGAAGAAACUUAAAACUCAGAUAGUUUGUAAGUUCUUCCUAGAAGCAAUAGAAAACAACAAAUAUGGGUGGUUUUGGGUGUGUCCUGGGGGAGGGGACACCUGCAUGUAUCGCCAUGCUCUGCCUCCUGGCUUUGUACUAAAGAAGGAAAAGAAGAAAGAAGAAAAGGAAGACGAAAUUUCAUUAGAAGAUUUGAUAGAAAAGGAGCGUGCUGCACUUGGACCAAAUGUUACCAGGAUCACCUUAGAAUCCUUUCUUUCUUGGAAGAAAAGAAAAAGGCAAGAUCAAAUAGUAAAGGAUGAAGAGGAAAUGGAAAAGAGAAAGGCAGACUUUAAAGCAGGAAAAUCCAUGGGGAUCAGCGGUCGUGAAGUAUUUGAAUUUAGACCCGAACUUGUGAAUGAUGAUGAUGAAGAGGCAGAUGACACACAAUACAUAUAUGCUGAGGGAGAAGACGAUGAUGAUCUGGACACCUCUGAUGUUCAGGACAUUGACCUGAGUCGGUUUGUUCUUAAAGAUGUUGAUGAAACAGGUAUUACAGUAGCAAGUCAUGAGCGUUUCAGCAUGUAUGUCACAUCAACAGAUAAGGAAGAUACAAUGCUAGCUGAAGCAUCAGGAGGGGACAUGACAAAUGGUAAUCAAAAUGACUAUUCAGAUCAAAGUGACGACGACCAAGACAAUCUUGAGGAUGCUGUCCCUGUUGAUGAAAAUCUUUUUACCGGAGAAGAUCUAGAUGAACUUGAGGAACAGCUAAAUACUCUGGUAGGAUAA